Messenger RNA from Pseudozyma flocculosa PF-1, 3054 nucleotides. RefSeq lists its product as uncharacterized. The coding region runs from base 1 to 3054 and encodes 1017 amino acids. Gene Ontology annotation, biological process: translation. Lineage: Eukaryota; Fungi; Basidiomycota; Ustilaginomycetes; Ustilaginales; Ustilaginaceae. The record is from RefSeq and is a predicted model, not a curated record. Gene Ontology annotation, molecular function: GTPase activity; GTP binding. The transcript is spliced from 5 exons.
AUGUCGAGGCACCGCGCAGUACGCAACCUCAACCUCGAAGAGGAGCUUGCCGAAGACGACUACUACUCGGACGAGGAUCCUUACGAAAACAUCUCGAGCGAUGACCAGUACGCCCUGGCAGAGGCCCUCUCGCAGGCACUCUCGGUCCUCGGCCCAUCCGAAAACAGCGGCAUCUCGGAGCGCGAGAUCAAAGACGCUCUGUGGGACUCGUACUUUGACGUCGACUCGGCCGUCAACCACCUCGUAGAGGAAAAGAGCAAAAGAGAGGCAAAACUCGAAAAGGACCGCCAAAAAGCAGCGGAUCCCGCAGGCACAUCAACGAGUGCCGACACGCCCCUCUCGGAGCUCCAGCGGCUGUCGCUGCGCAGCCGGCAAGCGUCUCCCAGCGACUCUCCGAGCAGAGGCCGUGGCGGUGGCCGAGGAGCGCUCGGAUCCAAGGCCAUGGGCCUGGCCGGGCUCGGCCGCGGCGGUAGAUCGAGCAUGGCGAAGCGCAACCUUGCCGACCUCGCUCCUCCCCAGCUGCGGUCCUCCCCAGCCUUCCGUGGAGAGGCAAUCGACGGCGCCACGCCGAGCUCCGAGACGGCUGGAUCCGCGCCCGUCAAGCCGACGUCGAAGCUAUCCGCCUUGGCGAUGAAGUCCAACGCAGCCAGAAACGCCAACAACAAGAGGCCCAUGGAGGAGGCUGCUCGCGGGCCAGUUGCUCCCGGCGCGAAUGUCAGCGCCGCCGGGUCCAGCGCAGAAGCGCCGUCGGCGUCGCGGCCCAGCAAGCUGGCUGCCCUUGCCGCUGCGAGAGCGAAUCCCGGUUCACCUCGCCGCUCCCCCGUCCCUGAGAGGUCCGACCCGACGGCAUCAGCCACUUUGCCGCCUGCACCCGUCCCUGCCGCCGCCACAGCAGACACGGGCAAGCCGCUCUCGAAGCUGCAGCAGAAGAUGGCCGCAGCUCGUCAAGCGAAAGCAGCCAAUAGCGAAAAGGGCAGCGCACCAAAGGGUGACGCCAUGGACGUCGACACCUUCCCUGCUGCAUCCGACGGGCCUCUGCCGACUUGCUAUGGCUCGGACAUCGCCGUCGAUGCCCUCUUUCCCCACGCGGCCCAGCGCAGCACCGCGACGUCGUCACUGGCUACUGCGCCAUCGCAGCCCGGUCUCCUCGCCGAGGCCAGUUGUCUCGGAUCCGGGCCAUCUGGCCAGUUCCAAGUGGCCGGGCCGUUUCCACCGACGCGAGCAGUCCCUGGCGGCUCGCCGUUUGACAUAUUUGUCGGUGCCUCGGCUCCUGCGGCUUUGGCCCAGCCUCCGCUAGCCGGCGAGGGCCAGAUCGAAGGGCUGCGCAAGGCCUUUGCCGGGCCUAGCCCCGACGAUGUCGUGCUCAAGGCGCGCGAGGCAGCCAAAAAGGCCGCGGCCGCGGCGUCGGCCACCAACUCGGGAGCAUCGACGCCCCUUCGGAAAAAGGCGGCCGUCGGCCAGGCUGCCAAGGCGGCUUCGUCGGGCGCCUCGAGCGCCAGGAACGGCAGCGCGGCCAACGUGUCGCAGCUCCGCACCGACAUCGAGGCCAUGGGGCUCGGGUCGCAGCUUCCCCCUGCGGCAAAAGACGGCAGCAUGGGCUCGUCGGUGCAGGGCAGCAGCGCGGGGGGCGCCGGCAGCCUCGCCACGACGCCCAAGGUGGGCAUCGCGCACGAACGCAUCGUCGAGGAGUACCGCAAGCGCGAAAAGGAGGGCAAGUCGGAGCUGAGCCUGGUCGUUGUCGGCCACGUCGAUGCCGGCAAGUCGACGCUCAUGGGGCGCAUGCUGCUCGAGCUGGGCACGCUCUCGGACCGCGAGUACAGCGCCAACGAGCGCGCGAGCAAAAAGAUUGGCAAGGGCAGCUUCGCGUACGCGUGGGCGCUCGACUCGUCGGAAGAGGAGCGCGAGCGCGGCGUGACGAUCGACGUGGCCCAGGACCACUUCAGCACGCCGCACCGCCAAUUCACGCUACUCGACGCGCCCGGCCACCGCGACUUCAUCCCCAACAUGAUUAGCGGCGCGGCGCAGGCCGACUCGGCGCUGCUCGUCAUCGACUCGAUCCACGGCGCGUUCGAGGCCGGCUUCGGCCCCAACGGCCAAACGCGCGAGCACGCGCUGCUGGUGCGCAGCCUGGGCGUGCAGCAGGUCGUCGUCGUCGUCAACAAGCUCGACGCCGUCGGCUACAGCCAGGAGCGGUACGACGAGAUCGUGUCCAAGCUGCAGCCCUUCCUGCGCGGGUGCGGCUUCGACGAGGCCAAGACGCGCUUCGUCCCCUGCGGCGGCUCGGUGGGCGAGAACCUGGCGGUGCGCGACGAGGGCGGCGAGCUGGGCGCGUGGUACGACGGCCCGACGCUCGUCGAGGUGCUCGACACGCUCGAGCCGCCGCGGCGCAACCUCGACGGCCCGCUGCGGCUGCCCGUGACCAACGUUUUCAAGGGCCAGACGGCGAUCGCGUCCGGCGUCGGCGUGUCGGGCCGCGUCGUGUCGGGCAUCGUGCAGAUUGGCGAUCGGCUACGCGCCGUGCCGGGCGACGAGUCGGGCAUCGUGCGCGCCAUCGAGGUCGACUCGGACAGCGUUCCCUGGGCCGUGGCGGGCAACAAUGUGACGGUGUACCUGUCCAACAUCGACGUCAUUCAGAUUGCCGUCGGGUCGGUGCUGUGUCCCUCGAACGCGGCCGACGUGGUGGAGCUGUGCGAUACCUUCACGGCGCAGCUCCUCGUCUUCACGCCGACCUACCCGCUGGUGCAGGGGACGGCGGUCGAGGUGUUCCACCAUUCCGCCGAGGUGCCGGGAAAGCUGGUCGAGCUCCUCGAGACGAGGGACAAGUCGACGGGCCACGUCAUCAAGCGCCACCCGCGCGUCCUCUCCCGGGGCACCACGGCGCUGUGCCGCAUCGAGGUGCGCAGCGGUGGCGGGGCGGGCAAGAGGAGCGGCGUGCCCAUCGAGAGCGUAGACAAGUGCAAGGACAUGGCGCGCAUCCUCGUCCGCCGCGACGGCGAGACAGUCGCCGCUGGCAUCGUCGUCGAGACCCACCCUGCAGCGCCGGCCGGGGCCUAA